GGUACUUAUACUUUUACUUGACUCCGAGAUUUCAGUACUUUAUACAACACUGCUUCAAAAUGGGUAAGACAAGAAGGCCUGUAUUUCAAGUAAGUCAGAUAAGGUAUUAUCUUUGUAAGAUGGUUAUUUCUUCUAAUUAGCAGAUAAAAUGUAAAAUAAAUCAAGCAGCUAAUACCAUAUUUGUCAAUGGAAAAUAGAAUUUUGACUGAAGUCCUAAGUUCAAAGGUCUGAAAAUUUAGCUUACAAAUGCCAAACCUUCUCACUAAUUUCCAGCAUUACUAUUCAUCAUAAAAAAGAGCAGAAUUGAAAUGAACCAUCUGAUGCAUUCAACAUUAGAACAUGAACAAAACGUUAUUCAGAGCAUCACACUAUUGCCAACAAUUUUUUUGUUUUCUAUUCUCUUACCUUCUCUUUUUGGUAGAUUUGGUAGAUAAGAAAUGUGUGGCUAAUUAUGAAUAAUUAAAAACUUCAUUUCAAUUAAAUUUAUUCAUAUAGUGCAAAUUCAGAACAUGUCAUCCCAAGGCACUUUACAAAGUCAAUUUCACCUAACCACACAGACAGAUUGGUAAAAAGGUUUUCUGUCUAAAGAAACCCAGCAGAUUGCAUCAAGUAAUUGACUUGCUCAAUUCAUUCCUGGAUGAGAAUGUAGUGACAGUAGACAGUCGCUUGCAUUGUAUUGUUGACUUUGCAGCAUUGCUAUGUAGCAAACGUUAAAAGAAAAACCUCCUCUUUAACAGAAAUAAACCUCCAGCAGAAUCAGGCUCAGUAUGAACAACCAUCUGCCUCAACUAACUAGGGGUUUGAGAAGAGAGCAGACACACAGAAGCACUGGUACAGGAGUACUUUUUAUGUGAGACAAAAGUAAAAACGUAAUGGCAAUAAUAGCUUCAUCUAUGAGAGACAAACAACGAAGCAGAUAAGCUUCUAAAUCAAUUCUCAAGUUUAUUGGAUGAAAAAGAGCAGAUACUGUUAGUCGGACUAAAAGCUCAGCCAAAUAGUUACAUCAAGAAGAGAGACCACGUUAAACACUGAAAGACAGGGCCAAGCCAUCAUCUUAAAGGAGAACAUGAAGUGGUUGGCAGCAAUAGCUAAGCCAACAACCCCUCCAUAGUUGAGGGAAAGUGCUCUCUCUCUAGUUAUGAGGCUGCUGGAAGACAUAAAGACCAAAGUGCUCUCACCCCUGGAAAGGAUACUUAUUCUGGAGGUGAAGGAAGAAAAUCCCAAAAACAUGUUUAAUAUGGAAUUGUCUUCUAGUGAUAGAAACGUCUUGCUCAAAAAUAAGGCCGUUUUUUUUUUUUACUUUUUACAAUUUAAUGCCAUCUAGAUUAAGUGAUUGACUAAGCAGUCAAUCACUUUUUCAAAGAAUGGUCAAAAGAUCAUAACGUCUAAGUUGUCUGAAUUUAACAAUUUAACGGCAGUAAAUCUAAAAAAGAAAGAAUUCCAUUAUUGCAACCAGUGUUAAAAUGGCAUUAAUUCUUACUUUCUUUUUUAGGCUGCAUGAUAUUUGAAGCCAAACCACAAACAUCUGUCCAACCUAUGCAUAAGAAGACCACAGUAAAAGAACUGCUAAUGAUGAGACGCCAGAAAUGGAAUUCACAGCCUAAAACAAAGUCUUCCAAAUAUGAGCCUGUCACCAUAGACAUGAGUCAUCAAACAGCAAUCUCUCCAACACCUUUAAACCUGAAUCCCACCAUAAACAUUGCCCCUGCUCUUCAUAAAAACGCUGUCAUUGCACUACAGGAAAUGCAACAGCCUAUGCAUCUUCUCCCUCAAGACAAGGAAGUCCCAGUCUCCGAGGGCAAAAUGACUUUGUUUCACUGGCAAAUACAGCAAGAGUCCAAGAAAGUUGAAGGCCUGUCUGUAGAGCUGAUGUGCAUGCAGGACUCUGAUGGGGACACAUUUCUUCACAUAGCAGUAGCUCAAGGCAGGCGAGCCCUGUCCUAUGUGCUUGCUGAAAAAAUGGCCAGAUGUGGCUCUCUGGAUAUGAAGGAACACAACGGGCAGACACCUCUUCAGAUUGCAGUGGCCACCAAUCAACACUUGAUCGUCUCUGACCUUCUGACUCACGGAGCACAGAUCAACAUCAGGGACCUUUGGGGGCGCUCUCCUUUGCAUGUAUGUGCGGAGAAAGGCCACUUCCUCAGUCUUCAGAGCAUCUGGAAGACCAUGGCAGGGAAUGGGCGAUCGGUGGACGUCGAAAUGUUUAACUAUGAUGGUUUGACUCCACUUCAUGCUGCAGUUUUGUCUCACAAUGCUGUCGUUAGGGAGGUUAGACACCUUGAAAACCCUUGUCCAUACAUGAUCUCAGAUUUGGCACACAGGAGGCACAGAUAUGUGGAGUGCAUCAGGACUUUAAUGCACAUGGGUGCCUCCUACGGGACAAAAGAUCUGAAAAGUGGACGAACUUGCCUUCACAUGGCUUCUGAGGAGAUAAAUAUGGAGCUGCUCAACCUUUUUCUUGAACAGCCAACGUCACUUGCCACAGUAAAUGUGAAGACAUUCAGCGGAAAUACGGCCCUGCACAUUAUCAGCUCUUUGCAAAAUGACAAGAAUCAGGUGGAGGUCAUAAAGCUACUGAUGAGGAAAGGUGCCGAUCCCGGGAUAAGGAAUUUUGAAAACGAGAUGCCAUGUCAGCUGGUGCCUGAAGGACCUGUUGGUGAAAAGGUGCGGCAGAUCCUGAGGGGGAAAUACGUUCAUGUUUAAGUUAAACAGAACUGCAGAACACUGUCAGUCAGACAGUCAGGUUAAUGAAAUUGGAAAUUUGCCCAAACAAGGCAGAUGAUCGUUGUUUCAGUGAAACAUUCCCAUGUGUUUGUUACUAUGUAAUGUUUAGAUUUGUUUCUUUUAACAUUUUCUGGGGUCUGUACUAUGAAGUGCAUAACUUCCAAGUCCAUCUCGCUUUAAUAGUUGUCUCUAAAUGUUUUGUUUUAGAGCCUAGACUUUUUCAA
Molecule: messenger RNA, 2948 nt
Organism: Fundulus heteroclitus (mummichog)
Lineage: Eukaryota; Metazoa; Chordata; Actinopteri; Cyprinodontiformes; Fundulidae
Gene: nfkbiz
Product: nuclear factor of kappa light polypeptide gene enhancer in B-cells inhibitor, zeta
Exons: 9
Coding region: 1498-2703 (401 amino acids)
Biological process (GO): regulation of gene expression
Cellular component (GO): nucleus
Molecular function (GO): protein binding
Source: RefSeq, a predicted model, not a curated record